AUAGAAACUCGUGAGUCAUAAUUUCAACUACCAGUUCGAUACUCAGCCACACUGAAAACUUUCAGUCGAGGAUGAAAGAAAAUCUUCAAUGCGUCCUGGUAACGCACAAGGCGGCCAAAAAACGCCAAGGUGACGCCUACGGUACCUCGGGCAUUUUUCUUUCCGAUGGAUGGAUCCUUAGUCACGGGACUUUGCUGUCGCUACCAUUCGACGACUCUUCCGACCGCGACCUACAAAGCUUCCUCAUUGAUAUUCAGGAGAAGCACGACAGAGAUUUGCUCGUCGUACCGCGCGACCUGUCACAAACCUUAAAACUGCAGCUGCAGUAUAAUCGUCUGUCCAAUAACACUGAUGAGAAAUCAAGGGUGAUGGAAAAGGUAAUAAUUGAAGAUAAAAAUUGUUCUUUACGUAUUAUAUGGCGAUGUUCGUUGCUACAUCAAACCUUCAAUAGCUUGAAUUCUUGGAGUUUCGAGAAGGUCGACAAGUUCGACAAGUCUUUAUUGUCGAUUUUUUUAUUGCUGAAAGUGGAGAGUGGAACUGAAAUAAGGGCGGAUGAUAUUGCAGAGGGCAAGAAAGUUUUAAGCGACUUUUACAAGAGGCACUUGACCGAUUCGAGAAUUCCUUUGAGACGUGGCAUGCUAGUGGAAAUGGAGGCCACGCCGUUCGGUAACGCGACGUUCCUGGAUUCAGUGUCACGCGGCAUUGUGAGCAAUGUGUUCGGUGCCGAGGACUGCGUCAUCUUGACUGACGCCAACGCCUUGCCUGGUUGCGAGGGUGCACCACUCUUCACCUUCCGCCAUCCUGACAGGGAAGUCGAGAGGCAAAUUUGCGGCAUCGUGAUCGCUCCUUUAAGUUGGUGCCGUGGCGAGUGGGUUGAUUACACGUUCGCCGCUAAUUUGCGGCCUUGCCUGGAGGAGGUGCUGCGAGUAUCGGAUAUGAGUGUCGCUUUACCGAGCUUUGGCAGUUAUAUCAACGACGAUGACGACCAAGGACUCGAGGAGCAACUAUUGCCAGUUUCGUUGGAUAAGAGUCUCGUUAUCGUGAAGCGCGACUUCGGCUGGGGCACCGGAAUCGUUGUUGACGUUUCCACUGGCACUAUCCUGACGUGUUCUCAUGUUGUUCCACUGCCGCUAGGCAGUCGUGUGAAAGUCGGCCUAUUCGAGGACGAGCAGAGGAAGAAAGGUGAGAAAAUGAAGGCGGAAAAGGCGUGGGCGUGGACACGACUCGUGUACAGAACGUGCAACAAUCAGCCCUACGACGUCGCGGUACUCAGACUCGAAUCUCAGCGGAACGAUCUGAGACCUCUGUCACUUGCGCCAAAGAUACCCAGCAAAGGCACAAGGGUAAUGACGCUGGGCUUUCCAUUCUUCGGAGCAGCAAUUCCAGCGAGUUGUAGUCGCGGUGUCAUUUCGCAUCACUCGAGCUGCAUGAUCCAGACGACCUGCUGCGUCCAGGGCGGCGCGAGCGGCGGUCCUGUCAUCAACUGCGACACAGGCGAGAUGAUCGGCCUAAUUGUUUCUAACGUCGUCUCGACCACGGAAUCUGGUGCUCUCUACCCAAGGUUCAAUAUGGCCGUACCCUCGACGGUUAUCCGAGAGCCCUUGAUAAGAUACAUCUACACUGGCGAUGUCAAGUGCCUAGAUAGCCUUUCAAGUGGCGAUCCCAUGGUUUGGGAAACGUGGAAUUUUAAUUUAACACCAAGAUCAAAGAUGUAGCUGUUAUAUAAAAGGAAGUAUUUACAUUAUUUUUACAGACUUUUUAAAAA
This is a messenger RNA of Ceratosolen solmsi marchali, 1765 nucleotides long. Its product is annotated as peroxisomal leader peptide-processing protease. The coding region runs from base 72 to 1715 and encodes 547 amino acids. The transcript has 9 exons. Gene Ontology annotation, molecular function: serine-type endopeptidase activity. Gene Ontology annotation, biological process: regulation of fatty acid beta-oxidation; protein processing. Gene Ontology annotation, cellular component: peroxisome. The record is from RefSeq and is a predicted model, not a curated record. NCBI's taxonomy places the organism in Eukaryota, Metazoa, Arthropoda, Insecta, Hymenoptera, Agaonidae.